CUAGAAAACUCUUGUAACUAUCUGAUUCUCGAAUCACUGGAGAAUAUACUUUACGAUGGGUUGUACGACCUCCAAGCUCGACGACCUUCCUGCGGUUGCGCUUUGUCUCGACCGUUGCGGUUUCCUCCAAACCGCGAUUCAGCAGCGUUACGCUCUCGCCGACUCCCACCUCUCCUACACGCAGUCCCUCCAAGUAGUCGCCCAGUCUCUUCACACCUUCAUCGAUCACCACCACCGCUUCGCCGGAGAAGACUCUCACCACCCGCCGGAAGAAGAUGACGACGAUUCACCCAAGAGAGCGGACUCCGGGUCGGGUCAUAUCGAAUUCGAUUCGGACUCCGACGAGAUUGACUCCUUGCAUCACUCAUCUCCUCUCCACGAGGAUCCGAGUUUUACCCGUUACUCGAAUCCGGAUCCUCCGUCGUCUUCGUAUUUGCAUAUGAACUACAUGAAGAACAGCUCGAUGCCUCCUUCCGUCGUCUACGAGCAGAGACCUUCGAGCCCUCAGAGAGUUUACUUGGGCGAAUCGUCAGCCUCUAACUAUGAUAAUCCAUACCCGAGCUACGGACCUUCGAAACCGCCUCCUCCGCCGCCACCGAGGACGGAGGGUUGGGACUUCUUGAACCUUUUCGAUUACGCUCCGUACACUCUUACUCAGGAUGAUUCGAGAGAGGUGAGGGAGGAAGAGGGUAUUCCCGAUUUGGAAGACGAUUUCCAUCGCGAGGUUGUGAAGGAAGUUCAUGGGAAGCAGAAACUCGUCGCCGGAAAAGCUCCGGUUCCGGCCGUGGACGACAAGGAAGAGCCGCCGGGUGGUGGUGGUGGUCAGGCUUCUCGGUUUCAGACUAGGCCGAGCCUGGCGGUUGAGAAAGAAGACAAGGAGGAGUACGAGGUUCACGUCGUGGAGAAGAAAGUUGUUAAGAGUGGUGGAGAGGAAGCGCCACGUGGCGGUGGUGUCAGGAGAGGGGUGCCUGAGGUUGCGAAAGAGAUAGAAGCUCAGUUCUUUAGAGCUGCAGAGUCAGCAAGUGAGAUUGCUGUGCUGCUUGAAGUGGGGAAACAACAUCCUAAUGCUCGCAAACAUGGUUAUGGAGCAGCAGCUUCGUCAAAGAUGAUACAAGAAGUAACUCCAUCGCCUUCUGUGGUCUCGUCGUCUCAACCAUCAACCUCUAAGAAAGCUAAAGCCUCUUCUUCCGCGGCAGCAGCUGCACCUACAUACGCAGAUAUUGAGGCAGAGCUUGCAUUAAGGUCUCGUAAUCUGUCUUCCACAUUGCACAAGCUACACCUAUGGGAGAAGAAGCUCUACGAAGAAGUCAAGGCUGAGGAAAAACUGCGUUUAUUACACGAGAGGAAGUUAAGGAAGCUGAAGCGUAUGGAUGAAAGAGGUACCGAUGCUCCCAAGGUAGAUUCAACAAGAAGAUUCGUGAGAAGUUUGUCCACCAAGAUAAGGAUCGCCAUCCAAGUCGUUGACAAAAUAUCCGUUACAAUCAACAAGAUAAGAGACGAAGAGCUAUGGCUGCAACUGAAUCAAUUGAUCCAAGGGCUGAGCAGAAUGUGGAAAUCCAUGCUUGACUGCCAUCGAAGCCAGUGUAAAGCUAUUAAGGAAGCCAGAGGUUUAGGCUCCAUUAGAGCGAGCAAAAAGCUCCCUGAUGAUCAUCUCGAGGCUACAAGGGUGCUUGGGCAUGAUCUUAUAAACUGGAUUCUGAGAUUCUCAGGCUGGGUUAGCGUGCAAAAGGGUUUUGUAAGAGGACUCAAUAGUUGGCUUAUGAAGUGUUUAAUCUACGAACCUGAGGAAACUCCUGAUGGAAUCGUUCCUUUUUCUCCUGGUCGUCUCGGGGCUCCGAUGAUUUUCGUGAUCUGUAACCAGUGGGAGCAAGCUUUAGAUAGAAUAUCUGAGAAGGAAGUUGUGGAGGCCAUGCGCAGAUUCACAGCCAGUGUGCUUCAUCUUUGGGAGCAAGAUAGGUUAGAAACGAUGGAGAGGAUGAUAGGGCAUGGUGGUGAGGAACAGAGAAUACAGAAAGAGAUUCAAGAAAUGGAAAGCAAAAUGGUUCUGGUUGGUUCAGGCGGAGACCGAAGCGACACUAGUAACGAAAGUUUACAGGGUAGUCUUCGGCGUAUUUUUGAAGCUAUGGAGAGGUUCUCAGCGGAAUCUGUGAGGGCUUAUGAUGAUCUCUUGGAGCGUGCUGCUGAAAAAGAAAACAGCUCUCAAGAAUCAGAGGAAGACUAAUUAGAAGAUGAUUAUACACUUGUGGAGAUGAUCAUUCUCAUGCCUGCCCAUGGUUGCAAUGAUCGCCUUGACUUGGCUCCGUGGAGGUCUGUAGACCGGAGCCCAGACUUGAAUCGAAUCACCGGGAAGGUAACAUAUCGUCUUUCCAAGACUCAGGCCAGAACCGGUUGCUAAGACAUGGGAUAAGAGAUGGGUCGAUGCUCGAGUGCUUGUGCUAGUUGAGAACUGGAUGGUUGGCUAUAUACCAUGCUUGAUAACUUGCAACAGAUGAUUUUAGUUACAGAUGUGAAGGAGGGAUGUAUAGAAUUCUUCUUCUGUGUUCAUAUUUCCUAACGGUUUCUUGAUAUGAUUAGUUUGCACAUAUAGUAAGUUAGUAACAUAAAAUGCUUUGAAAAUGUUAUGAGGGUUCUUUAAAUCUGUACAAAAGUUCGCAAAAUACUAACAUUGAUUCAUGAAACCCGCUUGUCAACUCAAGCAAGAUCUUAUUGUCACUUUCA
Molecule: messenger RNA, 2718 nt
Organism: Brassica napus (rape)
Lineage: Eukaryota; Viridiplantae; Streptophyta; Magnoliopsida; Brassicales; Brassicaceae
Product: protein ROLLING AND ERECT LEAF 2-like
Exons: 4
Coding region: 56-2221 (721 amino acids)
Source: RefSeq, a predicted model, not a curated record